Molecule: messenger RNA, 4544 nt
Organism: Cercocebus atys (sooty mangabey)
Lineage: Eukaryota; Metazoa; Chordata; Mammalia; Primates; Cercopithecidae
Gene: SYCE1
Product: synaptonemal complex central element protein 1
Exons: 13
Coding region: 1459-2406 (315 amino acids)
Biological process (GO): synaptonemal complex assembly
Cellular component (GO): synaptonemal complex
Source: RefSeq, a predicted model, not a curated record
CCGAAACCACAAACCCUAACCCCUAACCCUACUGCUACCCCUAACCCCUAACCCCUGAAGCUAAACCUAACCAUAACGCUAAACUUAAGCACUAACCUAGCCCUACCCCUACACUAAGCCUUAACCCAACUGUAACUGCUAACACUAACCCUAACCCUUAAACCUAACCCCUUACCCUAAACCGUAACCCCUAACCCUAACCCCAAAACCAACACCUAACCCUAACACCUACUCUAAAACACUAACCUCUAACCCUAACAAUCCUUAGCCUAACACCCAAACCCUAACCCAUAACCCUGACCCUAAUCUUCUAUCCCCGAAACCCUAACCCCAAACCCUAACCCUAACAUCCUAACCUCAACCCUAAAACCCUGACCCUAACCAUUAAACCCUGACCCUAACGAUUAAACCCUGACCCUAAAUGCUACCCCUACCCCAACCCUGGACCAACCCUAACCCUACCCCUAAUCCUUCCCCUACCCCUAACGCUAACCCCAAACCCUAACCCCACCCCAACCCUAAAACUAACUUCUAACCCCUAAACCCUAACCCAAACCCUAACUCUACCCCAACUCUAACCUUUAUCCCUAACUCUAAUCUGUAGCCCUAACCCAAAACCCUAAGGUAACCUUCUAUAUGUUGGGAUUCGAGGCUUUGUAUUUAGGACGGGCGGGUGUUCUGCUGUCUCCCACUCACCCGCACGGGAAGUUCUUCUGUUGGUUCUUCACAACCAGUCAGGGUGCAUUGCGGCCUCCCCUGGCCGGUGAAGGGUUGGGUUCUCCCGAAAGCCUCGGCUCCUCCUCCCUCCUCCCAGUGCCCUCCAGGCCUCCCUGGUGGCCCCAGCGUGGCAGGGCCCGUGCAGAAGGGACCGUGGGCUUGUGGCCGGCAUGGGCCGCUGUGGGCAUGGAGCUCACGGGAACGCGGCCUAGGGGCAGGCUGCGCUCCUCUGCGCCAGCGGGAACAGCGGGCCCCGCGGGGGCUGCCACAGACGCGUCACUUGCUGGGGUCCGUGCACUCCCGCGGUGGCGUGGCCAAGCAGAGCCGCGACCCCGUGAGGUUGCCGGGGCCACGGCGCCUCGUGGAGUAGUCCGUGAGACACGCACAUUUCACAGGCAGCUGCUAAGUGGCACACGCGCACUGCUCACUCGUGGGGAGGGCCUCCAGAACCAGGGCCGGCCCCCUCGGAAGCCAGCACACAUGCGCGGGAGCACCCAGAACCGGGCCAAUCGCGAGCCUGGACGGCCGGACGUGGCCCUCGCGGGCUUUGUAACCCUCGAGCCUUUACGCAUGCGCACUAGCUGCCAGGCAGGCCGGCCGAACAUUACCUCACAUAUCCGGAGCGCGCGCGAGAGUGCAUUGCGCAGGCGCGCUGCCUGGAGUCCCGCCCCCUGCAGGGGUUGCUCCAAUCACCACUGGAGGCUCCCUCCCAAGCCACCCGCGCUGCUGAGCUGAGAGGAAAUGGCGGGGAGGUCUCUGGCGUCGAAGGCCGAGCCCACCGCCGGAGCCAUGGACGGGGCUGAGAAGGCCGAAGGGCAGGACACAUCCUCACAGAAAAUUGAAGACUUGAUGGAAAUGGUGAAAAAGCUGCAGAAAGUGGGAAGCCUAGAGCCCCGAGUUGAGGUCCUGAUUAACCGGAUUAAUGAGGCCCAGCAAGCCAAAAAGAAAGCCAAUGAAGACCUAGGAGAGGCCCGGACCAUCUGUGAGGCCCUGCAGAAGGAACUGGACUUGUUGCAUGGAGAGAAAGUACACCUGAAGGAGAUCUUGAGCAAAAAACAAGAGACCCUGAGGAUCCUCCGGCUGCAUUGCCAGGAAAAGGAAAGUGAGGCACAGAGGAAGCACACCGUGCUGCAGGAGUGCAAGGAGAGAAUUUCUGCUCUAAGCUUGCAGAUUGAAGAAGAGAAGAACAAACAGAGACAGCUGAGGUUAGCGUUCGAGGAACAGCUGGAGGAGCUGAUGGGCCAGCACAAGGACCUCGGGGACUUCCAUAGGCCAGAGCGGCUGGCAAGGGAGAUUUGUGCUCUGGACAGCAACAAGGAGCAGCUGCUCAAGGAAGAGAAACUGGUCAAGGCAACACUGGAAGAUGUGAAGCAUCAGCUGUGCUCCCUGUGUGGGGCUGAGGGCCCCUCCACCCUCGAUGAGGGACUCUUUCUCCGCAGCCAGGAGGCUGCAGCCACAGUGCAGCUGUUUCAGGAAGAGCACAGGAAGGCUGAGGAGCUCCUAGCAGCUGCUGCCCAGAGCCACCAGCAGCUGCAGCAGAAGUGCCAACAAUUGCAGCAGAAGCGGCAGAGGCUGAAGGAAGAGCUGGAAAAGCGUGGAAUGCAAGUCCCUGCCCAAGCCCAGAGCACACAAGAGGAAGAGGCUGGCCCAGGAGAAGUGGGUUCUGCCAGAAUAUGCUUCCUCAGGUAAGAAAUCAGCUGUGUGUGUAGAAUAGCUCAGAAUGGGAGAACUGUGCUGGUUCUCUACACUCUUAUUUGGAGCCGUAGUGUAGGAAUAUAAUAUAAACUGGGAUUCUUGUAUACCCUGCUGGUCAUGUAGACAUACUCUCACUGUAAAUUAGCUCCCAACAGAAGAUCUCCUGUGUUUUCGCCAAGACCAGGUGGAAACCUAUUUAAUAAUCAGUUUUACUACUACCAAUGGCAAUGGUGAUGAGAUGGUACCAACCACACCCAAACUCAACUUGGAUUCACUUAUUAAUUUGUAUAUUUGACACCUCAGUUAGGGGUCACUGCCAUGCAGGUACAUCUCAUUCCAGCAACAGAGCUCAGCCCAUUGCAUACCUGGUAGAACUAAUAGCCAGCUACAAAAAGCAAAAAUACACUUGAAAAUAAAUGCAGUAUUAUAAAAAUACCAUGUACCAAGGAAUUAAUGUAGCGACAGAUGUAUGUUAUUUCCCCAAAACAACUUUAGAGAAAAUUUAAAAGAUCUGAAUAAAUGGAUAGAAAGGUCAUGUUCAUUAAUGGAAACUCAUUACUAUAAAGAUGUCCUUCCUGCCUAAGGACAUAUAAGUCCAUUAUAAUUUCAAUAAAAUUUUGCAGAAAUCUCCUGUAUUCCAGACAUACUGUUCCUUAUGAAAGAGUAGUCCAAAUUCCACUCAGUAGUCGGGAUCAGCCACCCCAGCCAGUAACUCCCUCUUUGCUGGUGAUUCAGAGGCAUGAGUAGCCCAAAGUGGCCAGUGGCAGCCUUGCAGUUCAGUGGAAUCACUAGGGUGUCUGAGUGGAAGGAUUUCUUCCUUCAGAACUAAGACCUAAGAGCACAGUCAUGGGAACAGGAUACAAAACCUUUGCUCAUGGGUCACUAGGGGUAAUAAUGGGGAUACCACUCUCAUUUCUACCCUGUGAUUUUUGGACCUGUGAAUUAUGGCUACAAAAGAAACAGUACUCAAUAUUGGACACUGAUUCAGAGCAUAUACAGUCUUCUAGAGAAUCUUGUUCCAUCCCUGCAAGGUAUUGCCACCUAGCUAGUACUUUAGGUCUUCAAAAGGCCACUCCGUUAGUCUGUCAAACCAGCUGCUUCAGGGUGGUGGGGAACAUGGUAAGACAAGUUAAUUCCAUGAGCAUGGACCCAUUGAAGUGCUUCCUUUGCUGUGAAGAGAGUUCCUUGAUCAGCAGCAAUGCUGUGUUGUAGUACCGUGAUUGUGGAAAUGGCAUUCUGUAAGCCCACCAGUAGUAGUAAUGGCAGAAGCAUUGUCUGCAAGCAAAUGUGUAUACAGAUAUAUCCUUAUCAUUCAUUAUUCCUUCUGGAGUUGGAGUCACUACUGAUAAUAACCAAGGCACUAUACUAACCAUUUCACUUGUCAGGAUACACAAUGCUGGACUCUUGAAAGAGGCAUUGAAUAAAAUUUAAUUUCCCUGCUAGACCCAAGAUAGCUGAUUUAACAAAGAGGCAUAGUGGUCUCCUAAAACAACCCCUUUUCAAAUACCAGUUCAGCAAUGGAUCUCUAAAUAGGUCUCUGUCUUGCCACAAACCUUACUCUCUUAAUUGAAGGGUUUUUUGUAGACUCACACCUUAUACCAACUUGAAAAACCUUCCCAUCACACUUUCCUAUCUUUAAAGUGGGAUAUGUUUCAUCUCUAUGUAUACAAAGACUGCUUAUAAAUGAGGGCCUUUAAUAAUGUCUCCUAGCUUUAUGACAUUUUCUUCCUGUCCCCACCCCAUAAGGGCUAGAGGCCAGAUCCAUUAACUGUAGAACAUCCCAUGGACCAGGUAGCUGCCCAUCUGCAAUAGGACCCAUGUAAGCUUAACUUUCACUGUCUCUAAGUCCUUCCUGAAUAUUUCUCUUUUUUAAAUUUUUUUUUUUUUUUUUUUUUUUUUUUGGUAAGUUCCAGGGAACGUGUGCAGGAUACACAGGUUUGUUACAUAGGUAAACCUGUGCCAGGGUGGUUUGCUGUACCUAUCAACCCAUCACCUAAGUAUUAAGACCAGCAUGCAUUAGCUGUCUUUUCUGAUGCUCUCCCUCCCACCAUGUCAUCCCACCAUAGGCCCCACAGUGUGUUGUUCCUUUCCAUGCAUCUAUGUAUUCUCAUCAUUCAGCUCCCAUUUGUGAG